Molecule: messenger RNA, 2294 nt
Organism: Alosa sapidissima (American shad)
Lineage: Eukaryota; Metazoa; Chordata; Actinopteri; Clupeiformes; Clupeidae
Product: high affinity choline transporter 1
Exons: 9
Coding region: 185-1951 (588 amino acids)
Biological process (GO): transmembrane transport; choline transport; neuromuscular synaptic transmission
Cellular component (GO): plasma membrane; dendrite; perikaryon
Molecular function (GO): choline:sodium symporter activity
Source: RefSeq, a predicted model, not a curated record
CUGUUAGGAAAUACGCACGCUUCCCCUGGAUUUUUCUUUGGAUUACUCCCCGUCAGAUUUCUCUCCAAGGGAAACUAAACAGACUUCUGUUUUCAAAAUAAUUUGAGGACGUUCGUCAAUACAGUCUUUUACACAGGUCUCAAUGAACAUCAAGUCGUCCGGCAGAGUCUGAUCCAGCUAGAGGAUGGCCAUCCACGCAGAAGGACUGGUGGCAAUUGUUAUCUUCUAUCUGCUGAUCCUGGCUGUAGGGAUAUGGGCAGCGUGGAAAAACAAAAAUGCCGGCGGGGAAGGUGUAGACCAAAGCGAGACUAUAAUGGUCGGUGGAAGGGACAUUGGAUUGUUUGUUGGUGGAUUCACCAUGACUGCAACCUGGGUCGGAGGAGGCUAUAUCAAUGGUACCGCUGAAUAUGUGUAUUUGCCUGGAUUUGGACUGGCCUGGGCACAGGCGCCGUUUGGAUAUGCACUCAGCUUGGUUGUAGGUGGCCUAUUCUUUGCCAAGCCCAUGCGUUCCAGAGGAUAUGUGACUAUGCUGGAUCCCUUUCAGCAGAUCUAUGGGAAAAGAAUGGGUGGACUGCUCUUUAUUCCCGCUCUCAUGGGAGAGAUUUUCUGGUCAGCCGCCAUUCUCUCAGCUCUGGGAGCCACACUGAGUGUAAUCGUAGAUAUCAACAUCAAUAUGUCUGUCAUGAUCUCAGCACUCAUUGCAAUCUUCUACACUUUGGUUGGAGGACUGUAUUCUGUGGCGUACACAGAUGUUGUUCAGCUCUUUUGUAUAUUUGUUGGCUUGUGGAUCAGUGUGCCUUUUGCUCUCUCAAAUCCUGCUGUGUCAAGCAUUGCUGUCACUGCGGUUGAGAAAGUUCACCAAGAACCAUGGCUUGGCAGCAUUAAACCCUCUGAAGGGUGGAUGUGGAUGGACAACUUUUGCCUUUUGAUGUUGGGGGGUAUUCCUUGGCAGGUGUAUUUUCAGCGGGUUCUCUCUGCCUCCUCAGCUACCUAUGCCCAAGUCCUUUCAUUCCUUGCUGCCUUUGGCUGCAUUGUUAUGGCCAUACCCUCAGUUCUAAUUGGAGCAAUAGGGGCCUCCACAGAUUGGAACCAGACUGCAUAUGGCUCUGUCUCCCCCAAGGAUAAUGAGCAGUCAGACAUGAUCCUGCCUAUCGUGCUCCAGUAUCUGUGCCCCCCCUACAUAUCCUUCUUCGGCUUAGGGGCAGUGUCAGCAGCCGUGAUGUCUUCAGCUGACUCUUCCAUUCUUUCAGCUAGUUCCAUGUUUGCCCGAAACAUCUACCAGCUUGCUUUUCGCCAAUCGGCUUCAGACCGUGAGAUCAUCUGGGUGAUGAGGAUCACCAUCUUUGUCUUUGGAGCUUUAGCAACAGCAAUGGCCCUGCUUACCGGCACAGUGUACGGCUUAUGGUACCUGAGCUCGGACCUGGUCUACGUGAUCAUCUUCCCUCAGCUCCUCAGUGUGCUGUUUGUGAAAGGCACUAACACAUAUGGCUCUGUGGCUGGUUACAUCUUUGGCCUUGUGCUGCGCAUUGGAGGUGGAGAGCCAUACCUUAAGCUCCCCCCUUUCAUCUGUUAUCCAGGCUGCUUCGUAGAGCAGAAGACACACCGGCUUACCAUGGAGGUUGAAUAUAUCACCGUUCAAAAAUUUCCCUUCAAGACUGUGUCAAUGGUCGCUUCCUUCUUGGGUAAUGUGGCUUUCUCAUACCUCGCCAAGUAUCUCUUCGAAAGUGGGACACUGUCACCAAAGUAUGACUUCUUGGAUGGUGUCCUCUCAAAGCACAGCACAGAGAUCAUGGAUAAAACUACUCUGGUGGGCAAUGACAAUAUCAUCCUGUCAGAGAUGGCCCCAGUCAAGCCCCGUCUCAGCAUGUCAUUGGCGGGAACAUUCACGAACAAAGAGGCUCUCAGUGAUGAUGGAGACUCCAGCCCAGAAUCCAACAAUGAACAUGACUAAAAAAUUCCCUUUGGCUGUGAGCUCCACUCAAGCAGCACUACAUUAGCUGUCCUGUGUUGACUUUAUAUUUUUUGUGCAUAGAUGUUGUGCCAUUUUUUGUUGUUGUUGCUGUAGCUGCUUAUUUCCACAUGCUCUUUUCUAAUAAGUGAGAUGUAAGAAGAAACCUUGCCACAGGAAGAUAAUAUAAAGGAAUGAAAACAAUGUUUAACAAAGUGGGAAUUCAUCUGCUUUCAUGUGAGAUCCACUUUUGGGUAUGUACAAUUCCUUUUUCAUGUUUGUCUCAUUUGGCUUAGUAUUGUCCUACUAGAUGGAGCAAUAAUAUUUUGAUAGCGAUUAUAUUGUA